GCGCAGCCGCUGCACCGCUCCGCCCGGUCACCUUCGGCGGGCGGCAGCCAUGGCGUUCCUGCCCGAUGAGGCGCGGUCGCUGCCGCCGCCGCCGCUGCUCAACAAGGGCUCGGCCUGGCUCGCGUUCGCGGGCUGGAUGGCCGCGCUGMUAGACAACAGCUUCAACCAGCGCCCCGUCUUCCGAUCCGGUCUCCACCGGCAGAUCCUGUUGGCUACCGUGGGCUGGUUUGUUGGCUACCAGCUGGUGAAACGCACGGAGUACAUCCAUGCCAAGGUGGACAGAGAACUCUUUGCGUACAUGAGGCAUCACCCAGAGGACUUCAAGGCAGCAGAAAAGAAAAGAAUAGGACAGCUCUUGGAGGAUUUCCACCCAAUUCGCUGAGGAUUUCUCCAGUGGCAUCACAUCACAGGUUGAAUUCCUGCCUCCUAAGGACUUCAGCAAAGUGCCCUCAACUGUUGAACCGUCCAUGGCUUGAAAGAUGAAACUUUACUCACUUUCAUGUAAUAAAAGYUUGAUUAAAUWCGUAGUGUUUAAUUAUUUGCUCUUYUCUUCCAUUAUGGUUUGUCAAUACAUGGAUGACUGGUAUUUGUAACAGAAUAACUUUGAUUAAUGUUUUUUUCAGUUGUUUUAAUUGCAAGAGUAAGAAGUUGUUCAUACAACAGACGUUUAAAAAACCCAGACAGCAGUUCUGUAAGUUCCCCCUUUUUAUUUCUCAGUGGCAUUUCUCCUGACACUUGAGCAUGUUCUUGACAAGCUGUUGUAGAUGCUGUAGCCAAAGUCUUGCUGUGAAAUUCUGAAGAGAAAACAAAAAUAUACUCUCUCACUAAUUAAUUCUGUCUCUAGGUUUUUUGUUA
This is a messenger RNA of Malurus melanocephalus (red-backed fairy wren), 855 nucleotides long. RefSeq names its product NADH:ubiquinone oxidoreductase subunit C2 (gene NDUFC2). NCBI's taxonomy places the organism in Eukaryota, Metazoa, Chordata, Aves, Passeriformes, Maluridae. The record is from RefSeq and is a predicted model, not a curated record. Gene Ontology annotation, cellular component: mitochondrial inner membrane. The coding region runs from base 50 to 382 and encodes 110 amino acids. The transcript is spliced from 3 exons. Gene Ontology annotation, biological process: mitochondrial electron transport, NADH to ubiquinone.